AUGAUCGCGACUCGCUCGGUGGGGCGCGGCCGCUCUGCCCUCCACAAGUCAAGCCAGCUCCACCCACGGCUGCUCUACCCGUUCGCACUGCACAGCAGGCUGCUCAUGCUCAACAACAAUAACAUCAAUAUCAACUGUUGCCGCCACCACAACGCCCCAGUCGGCCGUCUCUUUCAAACCAGGCACGCGCACACCGGCGCUCCCUUCGGCUGGACUAAUAUCAAUCAGAGCGAGGAGCCCCCGAGCCCUCCAGACCCCAAGGAAUUUACGAGGCCACCAAGCCAGCCUCAUGAGAGGGUUCGCCUCACACGCAGGCCAACACCGCCCGGAUCUAUAAUUGGGCCUGGCCCUCUGCUGCCGAGAGCAGACUCUGUCCGCACCGGCUCAUUUCUUCACUACCAUGCCGCUGUCAAGGCCCUUCUCCACGCCCUCAGGCGGGGAGAUACCUUCAAGCUGUACCUCUGUCUCGUGAGCCUGGUACGAGGCCAUAAGACAGAGACUGAAAGCCGUGCCUUCAUCGAGGCGGUGGCUAGUAUCCCUGCGACAACCUUCUCGGAAAUCCUGAGGAAUUUCGACCCCAAAAAAGUCGCGGAAGAAAUCGAUACUGCCCCUGACUUGAACAUCUCAUACGGUGCGGCGGUCCGCACACCUCUGGGCGAGCUGGUCAAUAAAUGGGGUAUCAAGAUCCUCUACGUCCGCAUCCUCCGCCGAUUGCUUCACAUCCAACUUGCUCGACGGAAAGCCGGCCUUGUCCCACUCAUGAACGACUACCCCAUCCUGAUGAGGUGUGCUGGUGCUACUUCCAACCACCGAGUUGCCAAGGAUAUUUGGUAUUCUAUGGUGGAUGACAGGCGUGCCAAUUUCAGAACCUCCGAGGCCUACAGCGAAUUCAUCAAGGCCAAGUAUCUAGCCGAGAAGAUGUACGCAAACAACGACCUGUCUAGGUUUAGAGUGCGGCCCCUGGAUAUGCAUCGCGUCAGUUUGCUUCUACCAGGGAGGGUCCGCUUGAGGCUUAGGUACAUGGCCGCGCGCAUAACGGACCGUCGAAAACACCGCUUCGGAAGUGACAUUCACGAACGCUUCUUUGAUCAACCCAUGACCAGAAUUUUUCGCAUGCGCAGGCCCUUGAUGAAGUUGCAACGCACAACGAUGCUACGCGGCUUUCAAAAUGCCAACGAAGAUCUAAUAUGCGCCCUAUUGAAGGUGAAUGGUCGGGCCGCCCGCCAGUUCGCGAGCAACUCUCUGCUGAUGCACAACUGGGGAAUAAUCAUCACAAUUGACAAAGAGACCGGUGGGAUAACAAUUGGAGGAGGUAUCACUCAUCCCCCCGACUCGCCCAGGGCACCCACAGCGGCGUUGCUCGAUGCAAUAGUUCACUGUUAUUGCUGUAUGGGGGAGGUCACCCUGGCUGUGAAACUACUCGAUUUCGUGUCGCAGCGCUUCGACAUCCCCGUUCCGGACCAUGUCUGGUCUGAUCUGAUUGAAUACACCCGCGUCAUGGAGUCGAAACCAGCCGCGAACGAGUGGGCCAUCGCAGGAUUUCCGCUCAAGGGCGCCAGGCCAAACCAGGUGUUGGAAGUGUGGAGUCUGUGCACCCAGGCACCACAUAGCUUUCGGCCAGGUGCGAGAGACUACUACAACCUGAUCAAGUCCCUCGUCCGGAAGACCCAGCCGAUGCUGAAGCCCGUCGAAGCCCUCAGGCAAAUCAAGCCGCUAUACGACGAUGCUGUCGACGCGUGUGAGCAGGCCUGGUGUGAGCUGAUGCAAACCACGCAGCAGGACGUGCCCAACCACCUUGCCUUUCGCCGCUACAAGGCCCUCGAAGCGAGGAGGAACCACAUGUGGUACAUGUUCCACUACAGUAGCUACCUGAUACUCAAGGGAGUCCGACCGGGCAUCAUUAAUGAUGAGACCGCCGUCCGAGAGAUACCGAAGCUGGUUGGCGAAUUUUGGCAGUUUCUUCCGCGGAAGGUCUCCUAUUCUAUCGCGACCGGCGACGUGGAAUUCUCUUCCGAAGCCGUGCGCGAGAGGGACGUGGUAGAAGUCGAGCAGAUCGUGGAGAAGCCGCGGCAGGCGCACGAAUAUCGGUCGGCGGCUGCCAAAGGGGAUGGGCAAGCCCACGUCUUGCGGCAGGAUCGGAGAGAUGGCUAUUCCGAGGACAAGGGCGAUCUUGUACCAGCGUCACCCGCAGCAGGGGAGGACCACGCCCCGGACUUUGACGAGCGGGUCGUGGGAGACGAACCUAGCCCAGGGCGUAGGAUGCCGCGGUGGUGGGUGAUAGAGAGGCGGGAGGCGGAGAAGCCGGCGUAUAAUUUCCGGCCGCCCUGGAACGCGCCAUCGGGCCAGCCGUCGAUGGAAACGAUACGGCGCGACGGCGGCGAGUUCACGGGUUAUUACGACGACCCACUGCGGCGGCACUUUGCGGCGUACAGGAUGACUCGGACGACGAGAAGGGUGUUCGGGGUGCCUGUCGACCUGGAGCGGAUCGAAGACGGGGAGGAGAACAAGAAGCGCCGCUCGAGAAUGGUGGAUGAGUUGCUGAGGAUGCGGACAUGA
This is a messenger RNA of Diaporthe citri, 2556 nucleotides long. RefSeq lists its product as uncharacterized. Bases 1 to 2556 code for a protein of 851 amino acids. The record is from RefSeq and is a predicted model, not a curated record. The transcript has a single exon. Lineage: Eukaryota; Fungi; Ascomycota; Sordariomycetes; Diaporthales; Diaporthaceae.